Messenger RNA from Cladophialophora carrionii CBS 160.54, 687 nucleotides. RefSeq lists its product as uncharacterized. Gene Ontology annotation, molecular function: protein homodimerization activity; structural molecule activity. Lineage: Eukaryota; Fungi; Ascomycota; Eurotiomycetes; Chaetothyriales; Herpotrichiellaceae. The record is from RefSeq and is a predicted model, not a curated record. Gene Ontology annotation, biological process: protein transport to vacuole involved in ubiquitin-dependent protein catabolic process via the multivesicular body sorting pathway. Gene Ontology annotation, cellular component: ESCRT II complex. The transcript has a single exon. The coding region runs from base 1 to 687 and encodes 228 amino acids.
AUGGCCAACCCAGCCGACCCAACCUCAGCAGAAGAAACGACAGCAAUAGCAAUAGCAACCCCAUCGACUUCCGAAGUCCAAGCCCACACUCAACAAACGACACCCACGGGUACUACGACAUCCACGCCACCGGCAGCGACAUCGCCAGCCAUCAUCUUCCCCAAAUCCUACAGCUUCCCCCCCUUCUUCACGCUCCAACCGACGGCGCAAACCCGCCACGCCCAACUCGUCAAAUGGUCGGCCCUGACGCAGCGCUACUGCCGCCACCACCGCCAGUGGAAGCUCCGCCUCCCCGACGCGCUGGCCACGCCGCUCUUCCACAACAAGGAGCUCAACAAGCGACUAUCGCUGCGCGACGCGCGCGCCGUCAUCGACUUCAUGGCCAGUAAGCAAGGUGACGAGCGGGCCGAGUGGGUUGCCAGCACGGACGAGCAGAAACUCGAGGCGUGGAUCUGGUGGCGUAGGCCCGAGGAGUGGGGAAAUUUGAUCGCCGACUGGGUCGAAGGUACGGGCCAAAAGGGCGUGGUCCUGACGUUGUAUGAGUUGGUCGAGGGCCAGGAGACGGAAGGCCAGGAGUUUUGGGGCUUGGAUGCCGAGGUGUUGCGGAGGGGGUUGGCCGCACUGGUCAAGAAGGGGAGGGCCCAGGUGUUUGGCGCCGAGGAUCAGAUGGGCGUCAAGUUCUUUUGA